AUGGUGUCGCUAUCUAGAGUUGCUUUCGUCACCUUCGGGGUGGUUCAUGGGGUAAAUGCAUGGGGUGAAUUGGGCCAUGCAGCUGUGGCUUAUGUUGCACAACAUUACAUGUCCCCUGGAGCCGCAAAAUGGACACAAACUGUUCUAAACGACACCUCCGACUCAUACUUGGCAAACAUUGCUUCCUGGGCUGAUAGCUAUCGCCGCACAGAUGAGGGCGAAUGGUCAGCCCCAUUGCAUUACAUCGAUGCCAUGGAUGACCCCCCAAAAAGCUGCAAUUUGGAUUAUGAGCGCGACUGUCCAGCUGAAGGCUGUUCAGUCUCUGCCAUUGCCAAUUACACCCAGCGUGCAGGCAAUCCCAAACUGAACAACGCUGAAACCGCCGAAGCUCUAAGGUUCCUCGUGCACAUCAUUGGUGAUAUCGCGCAGCCACUGCACGACGAGAACUACGAGGUUGGCGGAAACGGUAUUGAGGUCGUUUUCGACGGCCACACUGACAACCUUCACGCCGAUUGGGAUACAUACAUUCCUGGAAAGCUGGUUGGCGGUAGUUCGCUCGCCGAUGCAAAGGGAUGGGCUGACAGUCUGGUCGAUGAAAUUAAGUCCGGCGCCUACAAGAAGCAGGCUAAGAAAUGGACCAAAGGCGAUGAUAUCGGUAAUGCUAUCAAGACUGCUACUCGAUGGGCGGCGGAUGCCAAUGCCUAUAUCUGCACUGUUGUCAUGCCCGAUGGAGCUGCUGCCCUCCAGACUGGCGAUCUCUAUCCGGAAUAUUACAACUCUGUUACCGGUACGAUUGAGAUCCAGGUUGCUAAGGCUGGCUAUCGUCUAGCCAACUGGCUCAAUACCAUCUACAAGAAGAAGGUCAAGCAUAAUAAGGGAGGAAAAUUCGGCAAGGGUCCCCGAGAUGCAGCCCCUGAACCUGAGUUUGUCUAUGAGCCUCGUGAGCCUCGUCAGCUGAGUCGUGCAAAUAUGGCUAGAGCUGCUAUGGGAGGAUCUUGCUGUACAUCAGGACGUGAACAUAGCCAUUGA
Penicillium griseofulvum is the source of this 1029-nucleotide messenger RNA. Its product is annotated as S1/P1 nuclease. The coding region runs from base 1 to 1029 and encodes 342 amino acids. Gene Ontology annotation, biological process: DNA catabolic process. Gene Ontology annotation, molecular function: endonuclease activity; nucleic acid binding. The record is from RefSeq and is a predicted model, not a curated record. Lineage: Eukaryota; Fungi; Ascomycota; Eurotiomycetes; Eurotiales; Aspergillaceae. The transcript is spliced from 2 exons.